This is a messenger RNA of Molossus molossus (Pallas's mastiff bat), 2735 nucleotides long. RefSeq names its product macrophage scavenger receptor 1 (gene MSR1). The coding region runs from base 1 to 1368 and encodes 455 amino acids. The transcript has 9 exons. Lineage: Eukaryota; Metazoa; Chordata; Mammalia; Chiroptera; Molossidae. Gene Ontology annotation, cellular component: membrane. Gene Ontology annotation, biological process: receptor-mediated endocytosis. Gene Ontology annotation, molecular function: scavenger receptor activity. The record is from RefSeq and is a predicted model, not a curated record.
AUGUAUCAGAUGCUGAAAUACUAUGUGAUAGAGAUGUUACAUUUCAAUUGUAAGGAGGGGGAAGUGGAUAAAUCAGUUCAGCUCUCUUUAGGACAAAAGGUGUUUAAUAGAAGUAUGGAGCAGUGGGAUAGCUUUCCCGAUCAUCAGGACGACGCCAAUAGCUGUUCAGAAUCUGUGAAGUUUGAUGCUCGAUCAAUGACAGCUUUGUUACCUCUGAAUCCUAAAAAUGGCCCUGCCCUUCAAGAUAAACUGAAGUCCCUCAAAGCUGCACUGAUCGCCCUGUAUCUCCUUGUGUUUAUAAUUCUCAUACCUAUCAUUGGAAUAGUGGCAGCUCAACUCCUAAAAUGGGAAAGGAAGAAUUUCACAGUUGGUUCAAUUACUGCCAAUAAUACACCUCAGAGUUUCAUGGGAAAAGGAAAUCACUGUGAAGAUGAUAUAAAAUUCCGAGAAGUUGUCACGGAAAACUUGAGCAACCUGGAGAAGAGAAUCCAGUAUAUUUCAGAUACACAAGCCAAUCUCAUAGAUUCAGAGCAUUUCCAAAAUUUCAGUGUGCUGACUGAUCAAAGAUUUAAUGAUGUUCUUCUCCAGCUAAGUACUGUGGCUUCUUCAGCUCAGGAACAUAGAAAUGAAAUAGAUGAAAUCUCCAAGUCAUUAAUAAGUUUGAAUACCACAUUGCUUGCUCUGCAGCUCAGUAUUGAAACACUGAAGGGCAAAGUCCAAGAGAAUACAUUUAAACAUCAAGAGGAGAUGAGUAAAUUAGAGGAGCAUGUAUAUAAUGCAUCAGCAGAAAUUAUGUCUAUGAAAGAAAAACAAGCACAUUUGGAACAGGAAAUAAAAGGAGAAGUGAAACUAUUGAAUAACAUCACUAAUGAUCUCAGACUGAAAGAUUGGGAACAUUCUCAGACACUGAAAAAUAUCACUUUAAUUCAAGGUCCUCCUGGACCCCAAGGUGAGAAGGGAGAUAGAGGCCUCACUGGAGAAGCUGGUCCUGCAGGCAUUCCAGGUCCAAUGGGUAUGGCCCUCCAGGUCUUAAAGGUGAUCGGGGAUCUAUUGGCUUUCCUGGAAGUCGAGGAUAUCCAGGACCAGCAGGGAAGUCUGGGAGGACAGGAAAUCCUGGACAAAAAGGCCAGAAGGGGGAAAAAGGGAGUAGAAGCACACUAUGACCAGUACCACUCCCUGAUCAUAUUAGGGCAGGGCCCUUUUAAGAUCAGGUGGGUUGGGCGGGACACCCUGUGCUACCAUCUCAUUAAAAGGCCCUUCACCUCUGGACAAGUCAUCAGCACAACUGACUCCAAGAUCCCUUUGUGGCUCCUCCAAACAAACUUGAUUCCCGUGUGGUGCCGGCUUCCUCAUGGCUUCCUCGCCUAGUCCUGGGUACUGUUUGGACCUCUGUACUCAUGCUCAUACCUCUCCCCACUCCAACAUUCCACCAUUGCUACCAUCCCCUAGCGUCCCUAACUGGGAUGCCUUCCACUGUACUGACUGGCAUGUUUUCCCAGCCAGCCCUCAGAGCCAGGCCAGGAGUCCUCUGCUACCCACUCAUCUCGUACUUGCUGAAUUAAUUUAACCCAUUGGGUUCUAAGAGAAAUCUCAACAGCACUGACUAGAUGGGAGUUCUUUACAUUGAAAAACACUCUUCUCAACCAGUGAUAGAGAUUACAUAAAAGAAAAUUCAUCUGUUCAUUCAUUCACUCAACAUAUGUUUACCCUGUCCCUGCUGGAGCUAGAUUUCACAGCUAAUAAGAUAGUUGUUGUGUGUGGCCUUAGCGAGUUCAUUGUCCGUGAAAGACAGAGACAUGUAAGUAGGCAGUCAUGCAACACAGCGGAACAGCACUGGAGGAAGGGCAGAGUUCUACAGUGUUCAGGAGAGAUCAAGAUUUUAAAAUUCCUUAGAAUAUUAAAAAGGUAAAUUGAUUUGAUUUGCUUAGUUUACCUUCUCGUCUUCUUACUCUCCAAACUAUAGCAUUUUUUUCAAGUUUCAUAGUGAGGUAAAGUGGAGCUUGAACAGUUCAUUCAGCACAUUUGAAUAAAAGACAAAACUCAUUUUCUCAAAUUACCUGGCUGUUUCAAGCAAGAAUUUUUGAUCAUGAAGAAAUAAUGCUGAUAAUUUUUUAUUGUAAAAAGCUCUUUAUAUUUUGUGCUAUAAAUAUCCAUUAUAGAUCCUGGAGAAAAAGAAAUAUUUCAGUAAAACUGAAGAUAGUUUGUGUAGGUGAAGAAAGGUCCAGAAAUGAGAAAGGAGAAAAGGUAAGAAGAGGAAUAGGAAAUGCGUGGGAUUUCAUGUUAUUUUUUCAUAUCUCUCUAUUAAUAGACCAUAUGUUCAUAACUCCCCCUUCCUUCAAGGUUUAACACAUAGUCCCAGGAAUCACAGCAUUAGGUUGUAGUAUAAUUCUAAGUAGUGUGCCUGUAUGUGUCUGAUCACUUUCACUCCCUUCCCUGUGAAAUGGACAUCUUAACACCUACCUCACAGGGUUGUUGUGAGGAUCCCAUGAAAUAUUGUGUGUGAGACAAUGCUCUAUAUAAUCAUAAAGUACUUUAAAUACAUAAGGUAUGGUUUACAGUGGUCUCUCUGAACUAAAAUCGAUGUUCCUUGUUGGUAUAAUGCAGACAUUUCAAAUCUAUAAUUAGAAGGAGUGAAAGCAAAAUGAAAAUUUAGGAAGCCAAAUAAAUGUCAUGGACAAAAAGGAGAUGCUAGAGAAUAAGAUAAGAUUUUACAUUAGAUAGAGCAAUGCAGGUGU